Molecule: messenger RNA, 2813 nt
Organism: Conger conger (European conger)
Lineage: Eukaryota; Metazoa; Chordata; Actinopteri; Anguilliformes; Congridae
Gene: gosr2
Product: golgi SNAP receptor complex member 2
Exons: 6
Coding region: 183-821 (212 amino acids)
Biological process (GO): vesicle fusion; intra-Golgi vesicle-mediated transport
Cellular component (GO): ER to Golgi transport vesicle membrane; Golgi apparatus; endoplasmic reticulum membrane
Molecular function (GO): SNAP receptor activity; SNARE binding
Source: RefSeq, a predicted model, not a curated record
GGUGACGAUGACGUGUAACUUUCAGAUCCGUCAGCUAACAUAAGGCAAGCGUUUGGUUUUUGGUUUAGCUGCCUAGGUGGCUAGCGACGAUUAGCUGGAAUUGAUGAUAACGUUACUAUUUUAAGAAAAUCAAAGAAGCAGUUGCAUUUUUCUGGGAUCACCUUUGUCAGAGCACCACAACAAUGGAGACACUCUAUCACCAGACAAACAAACAGAUCCAAGAGGUGCAGUCCAACAUGGGGCGUCUUGAAUCAACAGAACGAGAAUACGUCCACUUACUGGAGAAUGAACUGCAGGCUAGAAUUGACCAGAUCUUCAGCUACCUGGAAAGGCUGGAGAUUCUGGCCAGUAAGGAGCAACCCAGUCGUCGGCAGAAUGCUAAACUACGAGUGGACCAGCUGAAGUAUGACGUCCAGCACCUUCAGACCGCACUGCGCAACUUUCAGCAGUGGCGGUACAUCCGUGAGACCCAGGACCGCGAGAGGGAGGAGCUGAUGACCCGUACCUUCACAACCAACGAUGCAGAUACCUCGAUCCCCAUUGACGAAACUCUACAGUUCAACUCCAGUCUUCACUGCGCUCACAAAGAUAUGGAUAACCUGCUGGGUAGUGGGAGCAGCAUUCUUGAUGGCCUGAGAGACCAACGGGGCUCCCUUAAGAACACUCAUAAAAAGAUCCUGGAUGUGGCCAAUAUGCUGGGACUGUCAAAUACAGUAAUGCGCCUGAUUGAGAAGAGGGCUUUCCAGGACAAGUUCAUCAUGAUGGGUGGUAUGCUGGUAACCUGUGUGGUCAUGUUCCUUGUGGUCAGAUACAUCAGCUGAGCGCUUGCGAGCAGGCCCUUUUAAGAACUCUUUCUCUUGUCAUCUCAACAUUUACACAUCAACACCUGAGCCAUAAGAAGGGUUGGCAGGAGUCAUCAAGAGUCGUUAUGGGGACCAGAUCCUGUAUGAGACAAGUUGCAAAUGUAGAACUGCAGACACGUGUUGGUUGGGAUAAUAAGGAAACAAAAGUCCAGAAGAGAAGAGCAUCUAUACAUGAACGUUGCAGCGUUUCCCUGCCAAUCUCUUCUCCUACAAGUUGGUGUGCUUACCAGUGAGUGACAUCUGUGUACAGUUUAACUUAACAGGAAUUUUGACAAAAUCGCAUCUACAAACCUCAUACCUCUAGUAGUGUGAUGUGACAUUAUAAACACCGAUCAGCCACAACAUUAAAACAAUGUGCUUAAACCAUACGCAGUAUUGGUUACACGGUAACAUAACCAUGGGAUCUAUUUGAGUGAGUUUCACCACAUGCAGUACCAUGGAUUCCAAUGGAGGGAUGAAGGGUGAAACUGAUUAGAUGCCCUGCAUUUUAAAAUAUGGCGGGUGGUCUUUAUUUUUUGUUGUGGCUGAACGGUGUAUACUGUUGUUUUAAAUUUGAGAGCACUUUGGCAUAAUUCGUCCAUGGACCCAGUGAGUUUUCAGAGGUGACAAAAUGAGACUAGUGAGAAAAAGUGGCUGAUACCUAUUGUUUUUUUGCUGAUACCUGAUUAUAAUUGCUGUGCUAGCUUAUCAACACUUCAGUUCUCCCACAUUAUUUCAUGAUUAUUAUGUUAUUAUACAUUCAUGAAUUUCCUUGUCAAUCAUUCAAUGGUUUCUCUUAUGAUUUUGCCCAAAUUCUUAAAUGUAAGAAUCUAACAUGAAAUGUGUCAUGGUAUGGAUGUCCUGCAUGGAUCCAUGAUGAAUUUUUUUUUAAUGGAUUUAUUGGAACAUUAUUGUAAUACCAACAAUUGAACUGUACUGAAUUUUAUUGUUGAACAAUGUUACCUGUGGUUACACAGAAAUGGCCAUCUUGAAUUUGCAGCUAGGGGCUGGGAUAAAGAAAAAACGGUGACCUUUAUAAAUAAGAGCCCUUAAUGGUUAGGUCCUAAAGUACAUUGUAAAAUCAAUAUAUUUGUAAAUGAAGAAUUUCGUGCCAAAGCACUCUGGGAACUGUCCCCUCCAAUGAUGAGACUGGUGUGAAUGUAUAACCCUGCUCCAAAGUGUGCAGCCCCAUGCUAUUAACAGUGCUGUUCCCAGGUUGUAUUCUGUGAUUUUUAGUCUGCAUAUGACGAAUAUUGAACAAUUUCCCCCCUCAGUAUUUGCUUGUGUGCACAGCUUAGCCCACAGGAAAUUGGAAAAGUUAUUACAACAUCAAAGGCUAGUUUUACAGAACUAUCCUAUAAAACAUUUAUAAUGGAGCAUUUUUUACACCCACCUCUCAACUUCACUCUCCAUUUACCUGGGUCAUUAUUGAACACCAUCAGACCCAUGAAGGGCAAUUUCCCUUAAGAUUAAACUUUCUCCUCAUUACCAUGACUUCCUACCUGAAAUGAAUAGAUGAACAGCAGACUACACUUGUCUAAUUGUAAAACCAAACUGCAUUCCACAUCCUAGAAUUCUGUUCUGAAACUAAACAAAAAUCUGAUGCCCUUUUCACAUAGCCUUACCUGGGAAUGUUCUAAUCUUAUUGUUAGAUUAGGGUCAUGUGUUGGAGUUGGUCAGUUUGAUAAAACACAUGCACAAGAUGGCUUAUGCAGUACCUACAAAGAUACAGAAAGCUGUAACAAGAUGACAGAGCAAAACGGCUAUGCCUAGUUUAAGCUUACAAAGUCUAUCCUAGCUAGGAUAAAGCAGACCAAACAUAGGUAGCUAUUGCGUUCUCAGUUAAACUGGGUAACGUUAGCUUAGUAGGUUUGGCAGGAGGCAAGUACCUAGGCUGGCUAACAUAAGCUACCUCUGCAUGUAAAAAAUAAAUGCUGCUGUAGCUACCAAUAAAUAUUAUGUGCAUUUGAA